UUCCACAACGCCGCAAAAAAUUGAGGUUAUGAGUGCUGUUUACAAUUCUCUCCGGAAGACUUUUUUCUGGAGAAUUUUUGUAUUUUAAGGGGCUUUCCGAUUGAUUUUUAAUCACCUGAAACAACAACAAUGGACCUUAGUUUCAUCCGCGAUCCUGCAACAGUUCGCGCACGAGUCUACGUGGGUGCAUUGGCAGAUGGGGCGACUCGACAGGAGAUGGAUGAGUAUUUUCAGAAAUACGGCAAUAUCAUUGGAGUUGUGGUCAAUAGGGGCUUUGGCUUCAUCCAAUUUGAGACAGAAGAGAUGGCUGCAGCUGCCCUAAAGGACAAGCACGGUAUGAUUCAUGGGAAAAAGAUUUUCGUGAAGCCUGCUCAAUCUGGGGUGGGAAAUACUCGACCUGGAGCUCAGGCGGGUGUCCAGAAAGUUGGAGGAGUAUGGGAUAUCCCUGUGGGCGGAUCUGCAGGAGAUGCUCAAGGAGUUUGGAAUACCUACAACCGGAAAGCAGAUUUUGGGGCCAGUCUAAUGAACAUUCCUCCCGUAAGCUAUCCUUCCUGGAUGGUGGUGCCUGGAAGGAAUGAUUGUGAGAUUAUUGUGGUUUCCAGAGCACUUACAGUCUAUGCCGAAGCAAUUGAGGCUCACCUAAAGAGGCUGGGACUGUCUGUGGAUUUGCUCUAUCCCAAUGAUGACGUGCCAAUUGGGAAGGUUCUGGGCAACAUCUCAUCCCGUGGCUGCCUCUAUGCUGUCUUGGUGACACCUCAGAAUGAGGAACACCGCAGCAUCACUGUCAAUAUCCUGUACGGGCAGCCAGCUGAGCAUAGAAAUAUGCCCGUUGAGGAUGCCAUUAAGUUCAUCGCUGAGAACUUCCGGGAGAAGAUGAAUAGAGAUGCUGCAGCAUCUACAACAACCUCUAUCCCCACAACUACUCAAUCCCUUCCCAUCACUCCCAUUGUAUCUGGUUCCCUGAAAGACAAGCAUCCCGACAGCAUUCAAUCCCUGCUCCUUCUACUCACGGAAAACCGGAUGCUAACUGUUCUGCAGUACGACAAGAUCAUCAAAUACUUGACUGAACGGCGAGAACUUCAAAUGAAAGUGGAGCUAGGCGAUGAAGAUGCCAUUCAGGAGAGAACGGAAAUCUUGGAGGCACAGAAGAAGCAACAGGAGGAACAGGAUUUGCACCAGAAAAUUCUCAGUAUUCUCAAUAAACCCAGCAUCACUGGGAAUUCAGCUGCGGAAUCCAAGCCCCCUUUAGCCAUAGACAAUCCCCAUCGCGACAGUACCAUAAAACUCCUGCAGGAUCCAAAGGUGCAAAAGGCUCUCGACACCGUUCUCAAGAGCACCCUUUUGCAGUCCCUGGAUGUGGCUUUCUGAGGGCAACUGGAGCAUAGUGAAUAAGUCCUCGUCUUGGCAAUUUCAUCUCGCACAUUUUACCAUGAUUUCGUCGUAUUGUCUCAAUAAAAUAAAUUGAAUAGGCUAAAAAA
Molecule: messenger RNA, 1478 nt
Organism: Phlebotomus papatasi
Lineage: Eukaryota; Metazoa; Arthropoda; Insecta; Diptera; Psychodidae
Gene: Neos
Product: nuclear receptor coactivator 5
Exons: 1
Coding region: 130-1368 (412 amino acids)
Molecular function (GO): RNA binding
Source: RefSeq, a predicted model, not a curated record